Molecule: messenger RNA, 1327 nt
Organism: Carcharodon carcharias (great white shark)
Lineage: Eukaryota; Metazoa; Chordata; Chondrichthyes; Lamniformes; Lamnidae
Product: fibulin-2-like
Exons: 7
Cellular component (GO): extracellular region
Source: RefSeq, a predicted model, not a curated record
CCCACGCCAUGGCUGCCCAUGGUUCGCUGAACAUUGGCGGCGGGAUCUUGCUGUGCCUCGCUCUGUUGCCGGCGGGCGUCCUUGGCCAGUGGGACUGCACAGGGGCGGAGUGCCCGGAAUUGGAGAACUGCAUUGAGGAGACACUGGACAUUGGGGCGUGCUGCGCCUCCUGCGUGCAGCUGGGUUGUGUGUGCCAGGGGUACAUGUACUACGACUGCCUGCGGGCUGGGUACCGGGCUGGCAAAAUCCCGGCGGGCGCUUCCUACUACGUGGACGGCGGGAGCACCGAGUGCAAGUGCCCGGAUGGGGGUGGGAAGAUACUCUGCAGCUUCAUCCCUUGCCCCGACCUCCCCAGGAACUGCAUCAAGAUCUACCAGCCCCCCGACGGGUGCCCCCAGUGUACCAUGCUGGGCUGCAUCAGCAGCGGGCAGCAGUACCCGGCCGGGCACUCCUUCCGGGUGGAGCCCUGCACCGUCUGCCACUGCCUGAGCUCGGGCUCCCUCAUGUGCACGGCCGACGCCGGUGGCUGCGGUGAGGAGGAGGGGGUUCACCCUGAGGGCCCCAGUCCCGGGGUCCUCUCCGACCAGAAAGACCCCCCACCGGAGGAGCGGGCACCCUCGACUGACGCUACGUCUGAUGAAUCUCUCGCUUCCUGCUGCAGCACUGGGCGUCUCUGGGCCUCAGAGAAUGGUAAAUGCCUGAGGGAUCCAUCGCACGGAGAGGACUCAGAGCUCUGCAGGGAGCUACAGAAACAAUGCUGUCUCUCCACGUUGGAGGAGCUGAGAUGUCAGGAAGGUGUGGCGGCUGCGACUCGUGGCAGCUCCUGCUCACCGGAGGCCAACGACGCCUGUGGAUCGGACGUGUUUAAGCGCUGCUGCAAGUGCUGCUCUCUGGGCCACCGAGCUCGGGGCCAGGGGCUGGCCUGUGGGCACAUUCCGGCCCUCGGCCUUGGCUGCGGGGAGCUGUUCACCGCCUGCUGCGGGGAGACGGACGACCACCUCCACCAGCCCGGCCAUCGUCGUGAGCCCAGGCGACCACAGGAGGCGCCCUUGACCGAGGCAGACGAGCGAAGAGAGGAGGAGGAGGGUCGAGGGAACCCUAGCCAGGUGUCUCCGCCGGAGGUGGAGGAGGAGGAGGAGGACGAUGGUGGCGGUCGGUGCCCAGACACAGCUGACAGUCACUGCUCGCAGCUCUGUCGGCGUGAGGGAUCGUCCAUCGUCUGCUCUUGCUUCCCAGGUUAUCAACUGAUGAGCGAUGGCAGCUCCUGUGCAGUCCAAUUUCUGACCCCUUCACUCUCUUUACAUUGUCACCUUUUCUUGCAACACGU